UGUUAAAUGAGCACCAGCAUCCAAGCUGGUAGUAUCACAUGAUGAUUGACCUAAGAAUUUUUGCUUCAGUUGUAUUUGUCAAGAAUGUAAUGGACACUUGUAGAUUUGUAGAUACUGAACUCAUCUUCUCUGUGAUUUUUAGAUUCCUGAAGUCUCUCUUCAGGAAAAUGCUAACAGCUUAGAGUUUCCACAGGAGACAGAUUGUGCUUGUAUCUUUUUCCUUUUGUGGACUUGAAGAAGGUAUCAAGAAAUCUACAAGACCAGAACAGAGAACACAAUUCAUCUGGUACCAGAACUAUGUACCUGGACAACAAAGAUGAUGGUGCAAUUACCAGAAACAUAGAUAUGGAAUUGGACUCUCACCACAUGGAUGUGCUUGGAGAUGGAGCAACAGAGCCAAUUUCUUACAAUGUCAGCAAACUGAAACUCUUGAAGGAGAUCAUGAUUGGUCAGGGAGCAUCACAUCAACCCUAUCCAAGAAUUGCACAAGAGCCAGACCAGUGUAUUACUUUGGGGAAAGAAUUCAGUCCUCUCACUAUGCAACAGAGGUAUCAUUACAGUUUGCCAAAAUUCUUCAGCACAAGAUCAGAAGAUAACUGUUUUACAGAAAGGACUCCUCUGAUGAAAGCUUCCACUAAAAGCAAUGGGUUAAGAUGUACAGAUGUUCACAAUACAGAUUUCAUCACAGAUGAUGAGUCUUGGGAAAACAGUUCUGCCGAAUUUGAGCAGAGGUCUCAGCCAGGAAGUGAAAUGACCAGCUUGUCCAGAUCUGCUUCCUGCUCAGAAAAAUGUGAAAUAUUGGACAAUUUUCAUAUCAAAUUCAAUUUAUCCAAGAUGAGAUGCUGCUUAAAACUCCUAAAGGUUUCAUGCCUUUUUAUCUUUGUAGUUAUAUGCUCUAUUUUGUUUAGUAUUCAUCCUGAAAACAGAACAUCUUGGCAGAUGCUGGCUGUUUCACCUAUGGACAUUUACACUGGGAACUUUAGCAGUUUCAGUGAUUCUGCUCUUUUAAAGGUAGAACUGGGAGGGCCCUUUGUAACCGAGCGACAACCAAAAGACUAUAUUGUAGUUCAAAUUGGACAAAUAGAAGACACCAGUCCUAAAAGGAGACGUCAACAGCAAAUCUUAUAUAAUUGGACUCUUGCAUUAAAUCUGAAGAAAAAUGAGCAAGUUAUUGUGACUAGAAUCUUCGAGACAAUGAAUAGAAAAGAAAGCUCCCUAAGAAUCCAGGCAUUUCUUCAGGAAUCAGAAAUCAUUCCUCUUUCUAUGACACAUCAGUAUCUUCAUGCAAAUAUAGAGGCUCAAGUCACAAUAGCUUCAGUCAUUUUAGCAGGUGUUUAUGUUCUGAUCGUGUUUGAGAUUGUCCACAGGACAUUAGCUGCAAUGUUGGGAUCUUUGGCUGCCUUGGCUGCCUUAGCUGCAAUUGGUGAUAAGCCGAGCUUGAUCAAAGUAGUGGCAUGGAUUGAUUUCGAAACUCUGGCACUAUUGUUUGGAAUGAUGCUUUUGGUUGCUAUCUUCUCUGAAACUGGGUUUUUUGAUUACUGUGCAGUAAAGGCUUAUAGACUUUCUCGAGGUAAAGUGUGGGCCAUGAUUAUCAUUCUCUGUUUUUUUGCUGCAAUUCUAUCAGCCUUUCUGGACAAUGUUACUACGGUGCUCCUCUUUACUCCAGUAACUAUAAGGUUAUGUGAGGUGCUCAAUCUUGAUCCCAGGCAUGUUCUGAUUGCUGAAGUUAUCUUCACAAAUAUUGGCGGGGCUGCUACAGCUAUUGGGGAUCCUCCAAAUGUGAUUAUUGUUUCAAAUCAGGAACUCAGGAAGAUGGGGUUGGACUUUGCUGCAUUUACGGGGCAUAUGUUUAUUGGAAUUUGUCUUGUACUUCUGGUUUCCUUUCCUUUUCUACGGCUACUUUACUGGAAUAAGAAACUCUAUAACAAAGAGCCAAGUGAGAUUGUUGAACUGAAACAUGAAAUCCAUGUUUGGAAGCUGACAGCCCAGAGAAUUAACCCUGCAAGCAGAGAAGAAACAGCUGUGAAGUGCCUCUUAAUGCAAAAAGUUAGAACUCUAGAGUUUUUGCUAAGGAAAAAGCUCAAAACUUUCCACAGACAAAUCUCACAAGAAGAUAAAAACUGGGAAACAAAUAUCCAGGAGCUCCAAAAAAAGCACAGAAUAACAGACAAGUUGCUUCUCAUCAAAUGCCUGAUGGUUUUAGGAAUUGUUAUUCUCAUGUACUUUCUCAAUUCAUUUGUUCCAGGAAUUCAUUUAGAUCUUGGAUGGAUUGCUAUGUUGGGAGCUGUGUGGCUUCUUGUUCUAGCCAACAUUCAUGAUUUUGAAAUGAUUCUGAACAGAGUGGAAUGGGCAACCCUCCUUUUCUUUGCAGCAUUAUUUGUUUUAAUGGAGGCUUUGGCUCAUCUUCAUUUAAUAGAAUACAUAGGAGAACAAACAGCUUUGUUGAUAAAGGUAGUCCCUGAAGAACAACGCUUGACAGUUGCUAUUAUUUUAAUUCUGUGGGUCUCUGCAUUGGCAUCAUCUCUAAUUGACAAUAUUCCAUUCACUGCUACAAUGAUUCCUGUACUUCUCAAUCUAAGUCAAGAUCCUGAGGUUAACUUACCUGUAAAACCACUGAUCUUUGCAUUAGCCAUAGGUGCCUGUCUUGGAGGUAAUGGGACAUUGAUUGGAGCCUCUGCAAAUGUCGUUUGUGCAGGCAUUGCAGAACAGCAUGGCUAUGGCUUUUCUUUCAUGGAAUUUUUCAGGUUGGGAUUCCCCAUGACUGUCAUAUCCUGUACCAUUGGAAUGUGUUAUCUUCUUGUUGCUCAUGUUGUAUUGGGAUGGGCUUAAAUUUUAUAUGUUGAUUAUGUACUAUAUGAACAAAAUAUUCUGUCAAAUGUUUUCAGCUUUUGUUAAAUCUUUUGAACAAUGAAAGAAAACCAGAUUUUUUUUUUUAAAAAAAAUGUUCCAACUUGGCUUUCCAUCAUGUGCAAAAAAAUCUAGUUUCUGAAUGAAAUCAAGCAUUGAUUUUGGUAGGAAAAUUUUUUUAGUCUGUGCUCCCUAUUGAGACUGAGAUUACUAGAACCACGUGGAAUGCAAGUCACCAUAAUUUUACUUAAUAGGUGAUAACUCUAUGAUUACCAUGUCAAACUUUGAAGGGUUUGUACUAUUUUAUAUUGCAAUUGGAAAGAUUGUGGUCUGUAGAUGAAAUGGAACAUGAGAAAAGGAAGGAAGAGAUGCUGCCUAGGAAACAAUCAGACAAGAAAGGCAGGAGACCCCAAUGGCUUAAUGGUCAUAAAGACAAACUUACGAAGGACCCACAUUAAUGGGUCAAUCAGUCAAAAGUGUUUGCGGGAAGUUUGCGCCUUCAGAUUUGCAAGAUUCUGUUAAUGUAGCAUUACAAUAAAGUAGUAAUAUUUGCUGUUUGAUUUACCCAGGAGGGCUGAUAGCACAGUCAAGAAACUACCAUGUCAAAACUAGAUUAAAAUCCUCCCCUUUGAUAUGUCAAUUUGGGGUCUCUGGUUUAAAAAGGCACAGAUGAACAAAAGCCAUGUAUCCCUUUCAAUAAUGUGCUCCGGUCCUAAAUCAAUGUUCCUCUGAUGUAUUCCAGAUGGACUUCCUGAUAGUAGCUAUGGCUAGGUGAAAUGUAUAAAAGAUAAUUUUUCACAUUCCUGAAAUAAUAAUUUGGUAAGGUAAUUUGACUAACCAGACAUUUAAACUUUACCUUUUUAAAAAAUAUGCUUGAGGGUAAUGAAGAUGAAUAAAUGCUAGGUCUAUAUCUUCUGUAAAGAUCAUUAUGCAGUAAUAAUAAACUUUUCUGCAAUGGUUCAUCCAAAACAUUCUCAAAGGAGGGAGAUUUAUUAAUUAACACUAAAAUAAAUAUACAUAAUUUCAUAAUAAUCUAUAUUAGUUGAAGCAUGAAUGUGCAUGGGAUUAUAUUUUCUCUUGAAAUUUUGGAUUGCUAAAUUUUGUGUGUAGUCAUGAGUAAAAAUCUUGCUAUUACAGA
This is a messenger RNA of Pantherophis guttatus, 3985 nucleotides long. RefSeq names its product OCA2 melanosomal transmembrane protein (gene OCA2). Gene Ontology annotation, biological process: transmembrane transport; melanin biosynthetic process; melanocyte differentiation. The record is from RefSeq and is a predicted model, not a curated record. NCBI's taxonomy places the organism in Eukaryota, Metazoa, Chordata, Lepidosauria, Squamata, Colubridae. Gene Ontology annotation, cellular component: melanosome membrane.